Molecule: messenger RNA, 716 nt
Organism: Larimichthys crocea (large yellow croaker)
Lineage: Eukaryota; Metazoa; Chordata; Actinopteri; Sciaenidae
Product: phospholipase A2, minor isoenzyme
Exons: 4
Coding region: 65-514 (149 amino acids)
Biological process (GO): phospholipid metabolic process; lipid catabolic process; arachidonate secretion
Molecular function (GO): phospholipid binding; calcium ion binding
Source: RefSeq, a predicted model, not a curated record
UAUAUAAAGAGGGCCUGAUGUUAAGAGUGAGAACUCCUGUGUGUCUGGCCUUCUGACUUACAGGAUGAAUACCUUCCAGACUCUGUUUGUUUUGGCUGCAUGCCUCUCUUUUGCCCAGUCCAUGGACCACAAGUCAGUCUUGCAGUUCAGAAAUAUGAUUCGCUGUGUGCUGCCUCAUAGCAAACCCCUUCUUCAGUUUUCCAACUAUGGCUGCUACUGCGGACUUGGAGGCUCCGGCAAACCUGUUGAUGAGCUGGACAGGUGCUGCCAGGUGCAUGACCAGUGUUACGGUGAUGCUUUUCAACACCCGUAUUGCUGGAAGAUCAUCGACAAUCCAUACACCAGAAUAUAUUGCUACAAGUGUAACAAGCAAAAGAGGGAGGUCACCUGUCUCAAAAGAAACAGCCGCUGUGCAAAGUUCAUCUGUGAGUGUGACAGGAAGGCCGCCCAGUGUUUUGGCAGAUCACGUUGGAAUCCCAAGCACAAUUGCCUGCCCAAAGAUCGAUGUCUUUAAAGACCAAAGAAGUUUACCAUGAAAUAUUAAUUUUCUUUUUUGGUUUCCCAAGUGAUUCAUUUGUUGAGGAUCCAUGGCUUAUUAGAAAUAUUCACAUGAACCUCAUAGCAAGUAUCACAAUUUCUAUAUUUGAGUAGACUGUAGCUUUAUUUGCCUAUAACCAUAAUCAUCUCCUAAUCAUCUCCUGUGCUUUUUUUUCUAC